Owenia fusiformis is the source of this 1087-nucleotide messenger RNA. Lineage: Eukaryota; Metazoa; Annelida; Polychaeta; Sabellida; Oweniidae. The record is from the annotation of a GenBank genome assembly.
AUGCCAAAGGGAAGGGUGACUAAAAACUUUAAAGAAACCCAACAAGAAAAGCAAACUGAUGCAAUACACUCACUAGCAAGAAAAUAUGCAGGCCAAGAGCAUGGAGCUGCAUUUGAAGAAAUCCACACUAAACUCUUCCAAGCUUAUCCUGGUCAUAUUCUUCCCAAAGAUGACCUGCAAUGGGUAUUUGUAAAUGCAGGAGGGUGGAUGGGAAGCAUGUGUUUGCUACAUGCGUCGCUCACAGAGUAUGUUCUGUUCUUUGGCACUGCAAUUGACACAUCAGGUCACUCAGGGCGAUAUUGGGCAAACAUAUCUGAUACAAUUAUCACUGGCUCAUUCACACAGUGGGAGGAAGGCAAAAUCAACAGCAGAACAUUUGGUCCUGGUGACACAAUAGUUCACAGUUGGGGUGAAGCAACUGGUGUAUUUUUUAAAAAGGGCACCUGGAUGGUGGAAUAUGGGAGAGGAUUCAUACCAUCAACAAUGGGAUUUGCACUGUCUGAUACCAUAUUUGGUACCCAGGAUUUUCUGACUCUCUAUUACACAUUCCGCAUAUAUGCCAAAGCCUUGCUCUUAGAAGCAAAUAUAUACAAUCAUUACACAGAGACAAAAUUGUACAUGACAGAGACAGUGGACUGGAUUGUAGAUCAUAUAUAAGUCUGACUGCAUAAGUGGUUAAUUGUUAUUUUUCUCCUGCCUUAUAUCAUGUAUGUUUGUUAUUUUUGACAAUAUGAAAGUGUUUUGCUCUGAUAUGGUAUACGCAUAAUCAAAUGUUAUUUUCAUUUAUUUGAGUUUAUCAUUAAACUGGAAUUGAGGGCUCAUGAUCUCUCCAAAUCCUUUGGAUUAUUAGUUUUUAAUCCAUUGAAUCCAAUGUCAUGAAUCAUGAAAGUUGAUUAAAAGACUUUUAUUUGUAAUAUUUUAGAUAUUUUGGCUUUUAUAAUUGCCACUUGUACAGCAAGUUAUUUAAAACAUAUUAUCUUAUUACAAUGUCAAAGAACUGUACAAUUUGAUACUGCAAUAUAUUUUAAUAUAUUUACAUUAUUGAAAUGUAGUGUUAUAAAGUUUUUUAUAUGACAUACUAUAGCAU